AGGAAGCAGACCAACCAAACCGAUUAACCCAACCCUCUCUCUCUCUCUCUCUCUCUCUCUCUCUCAUCAUCAUCAUCCAGGCGAGCGAGCGAAGAAGCCAGGUAGUGCUCGAGCGAAGAAGCCAGGCGAGCGAGCGAAGAAGCGGGCGAGCCGCUGGAGAGGGACAGGCGACGCGAGGCGACCGCCGAUCGGAGCCGCGGCUGAGGAGGAGGAGGGAGUGCCGAGAUGGUGGGCCUGGUCGGCGGCGGCGCGGCGCGGGGGGCCGCGAGGCUGGGAGCGGGCGACCCGGCAGCGGUGGCCAACGGCGGAGGGGAGGCCGACCACGUCCGGCGCCUGCACCGCCACGCGCCCGCCGACCACCAGUGCACCUCCACCCUCGUCAAGCACAUCAAGGCGCCCGUCCACCUCGUGUGGGAGCUGGUGCGGAGCUUCGACCAGCCGCAGCGGUACAAGCCGUUCGUCAGCCGCUGCGUCGUGCGCGGGGACCAGCUCGAGAUCGGCAGCCUCCGCGAGGUCAACGUCAAGACCGGCCUGCCGGCGACCACCAGCACCGAGAGGCUCGAGCAGCUCGACGACGACGAGCACAUACUCGGCGUCAAGUUCGUCGGCGGCGACCACCGCCUCCAGAACUACUCAUCCAUCAUAACAGUUCACCCAGAGAGCAUUGACGGGAGGCCAGGGACGCUUGUCAUUGAGUCCUUUGUGGUCGAUGUGCCAGACGGCAACACAAAGGAUGAGACAUGCUACUUUGUCGAGGCCGUGAUCAAGUGCAACCUCACGUCUCUCGCAGAGGUAUCCGAGCGGCUAGCAGUUCAAUCUCCUACAUCACCGCUCGAACAUUAACGCUGGUACAGAGACGCAAGGAAUAAGAAGCUUCAAAGGAUGGCUGGAGAGUUGAAUCUUUUUGAGACUGGUAGUUUCCCAUUGUCUUCCGCGUGUAUGUCUCUUGGAACUUGGAAGCGCUAGCGGUAUGUAGGACCAAAUAUCUAUAGUAGCUUGUAUGUUAGUGAUGGUUUAGCCUUUAGGAACUGCACCUAGAUACCUCAUGGACAUGUAUGCAUACUGCUAUUAUGUGUAGAAAUUAGGGAAGCAUGGAGCGGUUUUUGCCUCUUUGGUGCAUGGAGAUCUAUCCUUUUUUCUGCAUUUUAAGAUGGCUACUAUACUGGUGUUCUUGGAUAGAUACACUUCUUUUCCACUGACACUUAGGGCUUGGAGUCUUGGGACCUUCGAUUCGGGUUUGAUGUUCGAAAUGCGCUGUAUUAUAUGCACCAUAUGUUUGUUUA
Molecule: messenger RNA, 1283 nt
Organism: Setaria italica (foxtail millet)
Lineage: Eukaryota; Viridiplantae; Streptophyta; Magnoliopsida; Poales; Poaceae
Product: abscisic acid receptor PYL8
Exons: 3
Coding region: 226-843 (205 amino acids)
Biological process (GO): abscisic acid-activated signaling pathway
Cellular component (GO): cytoplasm; nucleus
Molecular function (GO): protein phosphatase inhibitor activity; signaling receptor activity; abscisic acid binding
Source: RefSeq, a predicted model, not a curated record